AUGGAUGUCAGGGCUGUGCUGGAGAGCACUUUCUCGCCUGAUGCCAAAGUUCGUGGUGAUGCCGAGCAGCAACUGAGGACCGCCGAGCAGACCGACUUUUCAGCGUACCUCUCUAUUCUCUCCUCCGAACUUGCCAACGAGGCUAGCAGCCCCCCUGUCCGCCAGGCCGCUGGCCUUGCCCUCAAAAAUGCUUUCACAUAUCGCGACCUGACCCGUCUACGGGAGGUCCAGGGCAGAUGGCUGCAACAAGUUGCUCCCGACGUCAAGGAUAAAGUCCGAUCAGAUGCGCUCCAGACCCUUCACUCGGCUGGCCUGGCCGCCGCGUCCGCUGCCCAACUCAUCGCUGCCAUUGCCGCCAUCGAGCUGCCGAGGGGUGAAUGGCGCGAUUUGAUGGACAUCCUGGUUAAGAACGUCCAGAGCACGGAUCCCAAUUCAUCAAAUGUCAAGCAGUCAAGUUUGACCACCAUUGGUUUCAUCUGCGAGUCCGAAGAUAUGGAGUUGCGUGAGGUUCUGAUCACUCAGAGCAACGCCAUUCUCACCGCCGUUGUAACGGGCGCUAAGAAGGAAGAGCCUGAUCAAGAAGUCCGACUGGCUGCCCUCACGGCGCUCAGCGACGCUACCGAAUUCAUUCGCACCAACUUUGAGAAGGAGAACGAGCGAAAUUACAUCAUGCAGGUUGUCUGCGAGGCCACACAAGCCGAAGACACCCGAGUCCAGGCCGCCGCCUUUGGCUGUCUGAACCGCAUCAUGGGAAUCUAUUACCACGAAAUGAGCUUCUACAUGCAGCGUGCCCUGUUCGGUCUCACUGUUGGUGGCAUGAAGAGCGAUGAAGAGGACGUUGCCAAGCUGGCGAUCGAGUUCUGGUGUACUGUGUGUGAGGAAGAAAUCUCGAUUGAUGACGACAACCAGCAGGCGCAAAACGAAGGCUCAACCGAGCUGCGGCCGUUUUUCCAGUUUGCCCGUGUCGCAUCUAAAGAAGUCAUUCCCGUGCUUCUGAUGCUGAUGACCAAGGUGGAGGAGGAUGAUGCGGAUGAAGAGUACAAUGUUGCCCGUGCUGCGUACCAGUGCUUGCAGCUUUUCGCUCAGACCAUCGGCGGCGAUGUCGUGCCUAUUGUGCUUCAGUUCGUCGAGCAGUACAUCCGAAGCCAGAACUGGCGUGAACGAGAUGCUGCUGUCUCGUCCUUUGGUGCCAUCAUGGAUGGUCCCGACAUCAAGAUUCUGGACCCUCUUGUUAAACAAGCGCUCCCAAUCCUUCUCAAGACCAUGCUCGAGGACUCUCAAGUCCAGGUGCAAGACUCUGCCGCAUACGCAUUGAGCAGAAUCUGCGACUACUGCGCCGACUGUAUUGACCCAACCGAGCACCUGCCGGAUUUGAUGAAAGCCCUCUUCCAUGGGCUGCAGAGCAAUCCCAAGAUUGCCGCCUCUUGCUGCCUGGCCCUACUCAACUUGACCGAGCGCUUCGUGGGUCCUGAGGACUCGCCGACCAACUCUCUUACACCAUAUUUCGAAGAGAGCGUUAAGAUUCUGCUCGCUGUUACUGCUAAGCAGGACCAGCCUGAUGCCGCUGUCCGCACGGCUGCCUAUGAGGUGCUGGGCGGUUUCGUCACAAAUACUGCCAGCGACAGCAAGCCGUUGGUUGAGAGCCUGACCGCGGAGAUCAUCCAGCGGUUGCACGCCACGAUCCAGUACCAGAAUCAGCUUGUCAGUGUUGACGACAAACUACAGCUCGAAGAGCUGCAGGUCAGCCUGGCUUCUGUCCUACUCGCCAUCGUCCAGAGACUUGAGGGCAGUAUUAACGUGGAGAUGGCUAACGCCAUCAUGUCUGUGAAUCUAGAAGUUCUGAAAAACGCCUCUCACACGAGUGUUCCCGAGGUCAUCUUCCAGAUUGUUUCUGGUUUGGCCAAUGCUCUCGGUGCCCAAUUUGAGCGGUACAUGGACGAUUUCACCCCAUACCUGUACAACGCUCUCGGCAACCACGAGGCCCCCGACAUGUGCUCUCUGGCUAUUGGGUUGGUCAGCGACGUUGUCCGUGCCCUGGAGGCUCAGUCGCAGCGCUUCUGCGAUACCUUUAUGAACUAUUUGCUGAACGCUCUUGCGUCCAACAAGAUCGCGAAUCAGCUAAAGCCUCCUAUCUUGGAGACUUUCGGCGACAUCGCCACCUCUAUUGGCCAGGCAUUCGAGCCAUAUGCUCAAACUGUUGCCAAUGUCUUGGAGCAGGCUCGCACAGUCUCGGCCGCUCCAGAUGUCACCUUUGACAUGUUGGAUUACAUUGUCUCCCUUCGCUCUGGCAUUGCUGAUGCCUGGGGAGGUAUGGUCAUGGCCUUCAAGGGGACUCCUAAGGUCAACUUGAUCGAGGGCUUUGUGCAGCAAAUUUUCAAUUUCCUUGAGAGCGUUUCACAGGACGGCAACCACAAUGAGGGCCUCCUGAGGGCGUGCAUGGGCCUGAUUGGUGAUCUUGGCGAGACCUUCCCAGACGGCCAGCUCGCCAGCUACUUUGGAUCCGAGCCCGUCCUUAGACUCAUCAAAGAAACUAGAAGCACUCGCGAGUUCUCGGACCGCACCAGACAGACGGCGAAGUGGGCGCGCCAAGUCGUCAAAGUACAGACAAGUGGUCAUCAAGGUGAAGCCAUGAAAUAA
Cyphellophora europaea CBS 101466 is the source of this 2637-nucleotide messenger RNA. RefSeq lists its product as uncharacterized. NCBI's taxonomy places the organism in Eukaryota, Fungi, Ascomycota, Eurotiomycetes, Chaetothyriales, Cyphellophoraceae. Gene Ontology annotation, cellular component: nucleus; cytoplasm. Gene Ontology annotation, molecular function: small GTPase binding; nuclear import signal receptor activity. The transcript has 4 exons. Gene Ontology annotation, biological process: protein import into nucleus. The coding region runs from base 1 to 2637 and encodes 878 amino acids. The record is from RefSeq and is a predicted model, not a curated record.